ACGCCGCACGUGUUAAGUAGUCCUUAAACUCAGUUACUCAGUUCCGGUUGGCACUUGCCGAGGCCCGAAGGCACUGACGCCUGUUCGUAAAGCCUGCUUUUGGCGCCUCUUCUUUCUUAACUAUGCUGCUCGCUAAUCUCGUAUGAUCAAUGAGCCAAGCAUUGCAAUUGGGGCUUAGGAGUUUCGUGAACCUUCCAAGCUCUGCAGUAGGUCUGAGGAGGAAUUUAAAGAGAACUGGAACAUUGGUUUGUUUUAGAGUAAGAGCAAUGGGGUCUAAACGGCAGCUCUCGAAGUCGCUGGUACCCGUUUUAUCUGAGGACAAGAAUGAUAAGAAACUGAAGGGAUUAAUGGGUACAAAUCCCAGUUCUGAGAAGGGUGUGGUCAAGGAAUAUGGUGUGAGAAGCUCUUCAGUUGAGAUUGAGAGAUUUAAGGAUGACCCAGGAAGAAUCGAGGCAAUGACGGUUCAAGAGCUCAGAACUGCAUUGAGGAGCGUGGGGGUCCCUGCUAAAGGCUGUAAACGCGAUCUUGUGUAUGCUUUGAAGUGUUUUGUUGACAAGAAUAUGGAUGGUAAAAAUUCUCUGGCAGUAGAAGAACAAGUAUCCUCCAUGUCUGCUGAAAAUAUAUCACUAAAGACUAAGGUUACGAAUUUAUCUAAUGAAGACAGUGUUGAAGAUGUGAACACUGAUUUGGAGGUUCCUGGAUUUCCACAGCAUAAGGGAAGAGUAAAGAAAUCUGCAGCUGAAAGUGGGAAGGUCUCCCGGGCAAAGAGAAAAGUUUCUUCAAACAUUGUUACUGAAGUUGUCACCACUGAUGAAGGAGUUAAUACCCCCAUCAUACAAACUGAACCAUGGACGGUUCUUGCCCACAAGAAGCCUCAUAAAGGUUGGAUUCCAUAUAAUCCUAGAACCAUGAGGCCUCCACCUAUUACCAGGGAUACCAAUUCUGUAAAGCUUAUCUCUUGGAAUGUCAAUGGGUUGAGAGCUUUAUUGAAGUUAGAGGGAUCUUCUGCAUUUCAACUUUCACAAAGGGAAGAUUUUGAUGUGUUGUGCUUGCAAGAGACCAAACUACAGGAGAAGGAUGUUGAAAAUAUCAAACAGUGUCUUAUAGAUGGCUAUGAGAAUAGCUUCUGGACUUGUAGUGUUUCCAAACUUGGUUAUUCUGGAACAGCAAUUAUCUCAAGGAUAAAGCCACUUUCAGUCAGAUAUGGCCUAGGCGUAUCAGAUCAUGAUAGUGAAGGUCGGCUUGUGACAGCAGAGUUUGAUUCAUUUUAUCUAUUGAAUGGAUAUGUCCCUAAUUCUGGAGAUGGCUUGAAAAGACUGUCAUACAGGGUUACACAAUGGGAUCCGGCUCUCAGCAAUUACAUGAAAGAGCUGGAGAAGUCAAAGCCCGUAAUUUUGACUGGUGAUCUGAAUUGUGCUCAUGAAGAGAUAGACAUAUAUAACCCUGCUGGAAAUAAAAGAAGUGCUGGGUUUACCGAUGAAGAAAGGCAAUCGUUUGGAACAAACUUCCUGUCUAGGGGAUUUGUGGAUACCUUUAGACGGCAACACCCAGGAGUUGUUGGCUAUACUUACUGGGGUUAUCGGCACGGUGCUCGCAAAACUAACAAAGGAUGGCGGCUCGACUACUUCCUUGUAUCGGAAUCCAUUGCCGACAAAGUUUACGACUCGUAUAUUCUAGCUGAUGUUGGCGGUAGUGAUCAUUGUCCCAUUGGCCUUGUACUUGAGCUUUAGUUUUUCCCAGUGGCAUCAAAACCAAUCUUUUGGGGCAUUAGUAUUUUCCUUUGGAUAGAAUUUGUGAUCAACCUAAAACCACUGGUGGGGUAAAAGUGGGGAAUUUGUACAGCCUAUUUUGCCACUCUGCUAACCUGGCAAAAAUUCCAAUGCGCUAAUUUAUGGUUUUUGACGUUGGUUUAGUUUUUUUGUCAAGAACCAAAUUUUGUUAAGAUACUAGAAGCUCUAUGGGAGGUGAAUCAUGGAAUAUUUGGGGAAA
Molecule: messenger RNA, 1989 nt
Organism: Alnus glutinosa
Lineage: Eukaryota; Viridiplantae; Streptophyta; Magnoliopsida; Fagales; Betulaceae
Product: DNA-(apurinic or apyrimidinic site) endonuclease, chloroplastic
Exons: 12
Coding region: 150-1730 (526 amino acids)
Biological process (GO): base-excision repair
Cellular component (GO): nucleus
Molecular function (GO): phosphoric diester hydrolase activity; DNA binding; endonuclease activity
Source: RefSeq, a predicted model, not a curated record